Molecule: messenger RNA, 794 nt
Organism: Synchiropus splendidus (mandarinfish)
Lineage: Eukaryota; Metazoa; Chordata; Actinopteri; Syngnathiformes; Callionymidae
Gene: rnf181
Product: ring finger protein 181
Exons: 6
Coding region: 125-595 (156 amino acids)
Biological process (GO): protein ubiquitination
Cellular component (GO): cytoplasm
Molecular function (GO): ubiquitin protein ligase activity
Source: RefSeq, a predicted model, not a curated record
AUUGGUUAGCGUCCGUAGCACGUGAGCAACACUCACACCCGGAAGUAUGACUCGUGUUUAUUGUUGCUAACCGGAGACUGGGGUUUGCUCUGAGUGCAAACACUUGAAGACCAGCUGGAUCAGUAUGGCGUCCUACUUCGAUGAACAUAACUGUGAACCCACCAACCCAGAGGAGCAGUACCGUCAGAAUGCACUGCUGGAACUAGCCAGAUCUCUCAUGCAGGGCCUGGACUUGUUGGACUCUGGGUUUGACCUGACAGACUGGGACCAGCGUCUGCCACCUCCAGCUGCUAAAACUGCUGUUCAGACUCUGCCGGUGCUUGUGAUCUCUGCGGAACAAGCAGACAAAGGCGCGAAGUGUCCCGUGUGUCUGCUGGAGUUUGAGGAGCAGGAGACAGUCCGGGAAAUGCCCUGCAAACAUCUUUUCCACUCUGGAUGUAUUCUGCCUUGGCUGGGCAAAACCAACUCCUGCCCCCUUUGUAGACUUGAGCUACCCACCGAUAAUCCUGAUUACGAGGAGUUCAAGAAAGACAAGGAGAGAAGAAGACAGCGGGAGCACAGGCUGGAGGACCUGCAUGGAUCCAUGUAUACAUGAUCAGAUCAUACAUGAUGAUUCUACCUUUUUACUUGAGAAACAUGUGACCGAUUCAGUGAUGAGAGCACGAAUAAGUGGCUCUGACGGACUGUGUUUUUAAUACAAUUGUACCUAUAAAGAAUGACUUCUUCAGACUGUACAAAGAUGUUAUCAUGUAAUGCUUUGUAUUUCUACCAAAUGUGGAGAAUAAACAAGGUUU